UUAAGUUAUAGAAAAAUUGACGGACACAGUGACAAGUGAAAACCACGUCUUGUAUGUCAUAUUUGUGUUUACAAUUUUUAUAUAUGAAUUUUAAUAUUCUUGGUUGGGAGUUUUGAAGAAUGAAUUAUUUUUGAUAAAACUUAAAUUUAGCCAUGGUAAUGGAAUCAAAGACCACAAGCAAAACUAGUUGCUUGAAAGCCUUAUUAUUACGUGCUUGGCGAGAAAGAUGGUCAGAUCUCCAAUGGGGAAUUAACAUAAAAACAGUUUUACCUCGGGGAGUAAGUGGAGAUGUAUACAAUUUAGCAGAUUGUAUCCUUCAACAGGCCGUUGUAGGUGCAGGAGCCAAUCAAUUGGUUCUUAGCUAUUUGCGACACUCUUUAAGUGCUCAGUUGGUUUCCCAUGCAGCUGUGCUCCAGAGAUUGAGCAAAUAUAGUCAGCUGAGUAAGAUUCACUGCGUUUACAGUCUUUUAGAGUUUCUAGAAGGAAUGCUGCCUGGGAUUACAGUUAGUUGUGGUAAACCGGAAGAAACUGUACUAGCUACGGCGGUUUUAUCUGUAGCACUUUGGUUAUUAAACAUACUGCAACAUUGCCAUGCUAGCACGAAGAUUACACAAAAGACUUCAGAGUUGUUGAAGGUGCUGCUUACUGAUGAUUUUUAUAUAUCUAUGAUGUGUCUUGCUAAAUACAAUGAUCCAGAACUCUUUACGGAGACAAGUAGAAAAUUCGUUGAAUUGGAAUCAAUAAUAAAAGAACCCGAUGAAACUAUUCAAACUAUAAGAAAAUUAUCAAAUAUUGAUGUUAGCGUUCUACAGUUACCAGUUAAAUGCGAUAACUGGCCUGGUUCCCUUAUCCAGUGCUGGUUAGAAGUGAAACUUACUGGAAAUCCGGGAACAUCAACAACAAUUCUAUCACAACAACUUCAAAUAUUUAAAAAAUUAAAAGGGUUUACUAAUGCUAGACUUUAUGCCGAAUUGAUGAGAGGAAGUCUGAUGUCUUUGUACAAUGUUAGUCAGACCUCCCACGAGAGUCAGUGGGGUGCAUUUGCAUUUAUUAAAGUUCCUCACAUUCUACUAGAACUAGGCGGAAAUACUGAUACGUCAAGCAUAGUUUCGGCCUUAGAACUUAUGCUUCAGCAUAGCCCUUUACUUGACGCUAUGGAUGCAAACAGUUCCUGCUCUAGUUUUGAGUGUCUUUUGAAUGAGUUGUCUAAAAACAAGUUACUCGUUGAACCUCAAGUUAAAAUGUUCUUGGAAAAGAGAAAGACUCCUCCCAACUUGAAAAUGGAAUCAGGACCAGGAAAUAACAUGCCUACAUACUGGCAUAUUUGCGCCGAGUCUACUUUGACGGGAAUUUUAAAAACUCUCUCUUCGGAUUAUCAGAAAAUUCAGGAUGCUUUAUUAAAAAUGCUUCACCAAGUCUUAGCAGGCAAAAGCUUCGAACUAAUUCUUGCAGUUGCAACUGUGCAAGACAAACUUGGCACUCUAGUAAAUAGACUGAUUAAAUUUAAUGAAUGUUCGAAAUCUGCCGGCGAGGCCAAAUCUCAGUUGUUUGAUAUCACAUUCGUGAUGUUGGUAACGAUCGUUCAAAAUUACGGUACCACAGCUCUUCUGGAUUGCGAUGGAGACUCUCUUUUUGAACAGUGGGUUAAGUCUUGCAUGAUUGAGAGACAGAAGCCUAAGGCACCAGAUCAGAUUCUGAGAUUAGGUGAUCCUACCAUCAUUCAAUCUCUUCUUGAACAAUUCAAUUCCGGAGAAUCAGACUUCAAACCUGGCGUAAAAUGGCAAGACGUUUUGUUUAACAUUCCCGGUGUUAUGCACGAGGUCCUAGUAGCCUGGGAACAAGGAGCCUUAGUUCCUCAAGAUGUGAAGCGUAUUCUCGACGCAGUCAGAGGGAAAAUGUGUUGUUUACCAAUAGCGGCUGCUGCUUGGCUGUGCGCUUACAUGAGGACUGCUCCCCAAGAGACACUACUGAAGCCGAUAAAUAUGGUGCAACAACUUCUCAAUACUCCUGUUUCUGAAGAAGAUACUUUGAAUGACCGAUGGCAAUUGACGUGUGAGAUCAUCAGAAAGAUGCAGAGAGAUGUGCAGUUACCUUUGCCUACUAAAAGUGGACAUCAUUUGGUUUCUAGGCAACCGGCUACUGAACAAUUAGGUCAGGCGUGGAAAUCUGGUAUAGUAAGAGGAUGGUUGGACCACAAUUCUGCAAGAACUCUUCAUUGUCUUCUGGAUACUGCCGGUAACAGAUGGCUAGUGUCUGCAGUCAUCCAAGAAUUAGUUAAAUUGAGAUACAGGGACCAGCUCCAAAGAGGCAUCGAUUUAGCUCUUGCUAUGUUUCAUGUCGAUAUUGUUGGUUGUACACUACAGUUAUUAUCGCAUGUAUUACCUCAAUUGCUGUACAAUGACAUUCAAGCUGAUGCGUUGAUGGAACCCCAACUGCCGGCGUUGGCCUAUUUGACAAGUUAUUGCGUGUUCACGGCCUGGGAUGCAUUGUCAGAGGACGUAGACACCGAACCUCCAGCCAAAAUGAGCCGUCUGGAUAAAGAAGAAGAACCGAAAUCUCUAGAACAACUUCUAACCUCACUUCGGCAGCUUCUGCAUAUGUUUGAGGGAGUCAUUCAAGAAGGUUCGAUAACGCAGCAAACUUAUUUCGCGUUUUAUCUUAUCAAGUCCCUGGUCGAAGUCAAAGUGCCGUCAGCUAGCUCAGUGUUGGCGGCCGUUCCGCCGUCUUUGAUUUCUGAUUUAUUGAAGACCAUGCCAGAAUUGUUUAGUUACCCUCUUCUUUUGCAUAUCCAUGACGUUUUUAGUUCUUCUGGUAGGAUAAAUAUGGCGAAGGAUUUGUGUAUUUUAAGGAAUUAUUAUCUCAAGAACCCUCAGAAUGUGAUUGCGCGGUAAUUUUUUGUUGUGAGGAUUGGAGUAUGGUGUUAUUUGGGUAAUGGUCUUCCCGAGAAGAGAUCUACGUUGUGCUUUAUUUAUAACUAAAUGUUAUGAGGGGAAAAUUAGAAAAUGUCAUCUUUUCUUUGAUAUUUUUCUGUUAUAAAAACAUUGAUUGUCAUUUGAUUCUUUCCAGAGGUAGAUAAAAAGAAUUGUGCACACUAAAUAGGUAUAUUAACGUAUCUGUAAAUGUGCUGUAGGUCUACUAAAUCAUUUUUAUUACUAUUUAAAAAAAUAUUUAUUACUAUGUAAUUUUUUAUAUUAAAAAUUGUAAUAUAGUCUAAGUAAAUGUUUGUUUUAUUUAUUAUAUAAAUAGUGGGUGAUACUGUCACCAUGCCUCCAGCAAUCUCAAAUUUAAACUGCCAUGAAAAUACAUGUUAUGACUGGUAUAUAAUGUAAACUUUUGAAUUGGAAACCAUGCAUCUUAGACGCCACUUAUGGAAACAAUCCGC
This is a messenger RNA of Psylliodes chrysocephalus, 3382 nucleotides long. The record is from the annotation of a GenBank genome assembly. NCBI's taxonomy places the organism in Eukaryota, Metazoa, Arthropoda, Insecta, Coleoptera, Chrysomelidae.